GAGAGACAGCAUAGACGACGGAUGGGAGACAUCGUUGAGGCCUGCGACCCAAGCAGGCCGGUGGCAGUCUCCGAAGAGGUCCCUGCUGGCAGAGGCCUGGUGUUGACGAGGGACACGGACGCCGCCGCCCUCGUACUCGAUCUUGCGCCCUCCCUACUCAUCAACGCCCGCACAGCACAAAAGUGGCUCCACAGCGACCUCGUUCCGACCAGAGAUAGGCCGUCGCACGAGCGACAUCACUCAAGAGAGACACUUGGCCAGUCUCACGAGAUCCAGGAAACGCCGCUGCUGCUCCCCCUCACCUCGUACCAGCUCCUCGCGGCCCUAUUGGCCAAAUGGAAGGCUCGCCCUCCGACGGGAGACGGUCAAAUUGCCGCAUUUGUCGAUUCGCUCCCGAAAGCGUUUCCCACGUCGCCCUUGAUCUGGUCGUUAAGCGGGACGAAGACGAUCUCGGUCAUCGACCUUCUCCCCGAGCCCACUGCCGAGCUGUGUCGCCAGGUCCGGGCCAAGUUCGAUUGGGACUGGGCCGCAGUAAAGGCCGUUCAGGACCGACGGCCCGAGCUGCUCAGGCCCGCUCCUGGUGAAUCGCCAAUCGACUUGACCGCGUUUGCAUGGGCCUGGUGCUGCGUCAACUCGCGCUGCGUUUACCUGCCCCUGGGUCUCACUCCUCACAGCGACAACUUCACCCUGGCGCCCGUGCUCGACAUGUGCAACCACACCUGGCUCAAGGCUGACGAAUGCAAGGUCUCAUGGACUGCCGCCGGUGGCCUCCAGCUGCGCACUCCGUCAGUGACCGCGAGACCCGCAGGGCUGCGACGAGGCGACGAGCUCUUCAUCUCGUAUGGCGCCCAUAGCAACGGCACCUUGCUCUCCGAGUACGGCUUCGUGCUGGGCAGGAGCGGCAAGGCGUGGGAGACGGGCAAUCCCUAUGUCGAAGUCAGGCUCGACAAGUACAUCGAGGCCCUUCUCGACGCCUGGCCAGAGCGCGAGCGAGAGGACACGAAGCAGCUGCUUCAGGAGAAUGGCUACUGGAGAGACUACACGAUCCAUCCACACCCCGCACCGGCCCACCCUUCGCACAGGCUCGUCGUCGCGCUCCGCCUUUUGGCGCUCGAACAGGUGCCAGCUCGUGAACAAAGACCCGUGCAGCGGCAGCAGCACCAACACCCACCGCGGCGCGAGUCAAAACGACAAAGAGGGAAGAGGGCCUCGGGGUCACCACCACCGAACAACGCAGGCGAGGAGGACGACUCCGUCCAGAUGUGGCUCGAGAUGACGUGGGGCCAGCGGGACCUCGUGUCGCCCGACAACGAAGCGAGGGCGCAUGGCAUCCUCCGCAGCAUCGUCGACGAGGCUCACCGGGUCGCGAGGGAGAGACUGGACAAGGUUAUUGAUCUUGUCGCCCUUGCCGGCGAGGCUGAAGAGAAGGAGUCGCUCGGCCUCAUUCAGACAAUCUUGGAGGAAGAGGUGGAUACAUGCGACGCACUCCUCAGCCUCGACGCUUCUUCGGCAGCCUGGUGAACAAAAGAGAAAGAGAAAGAUGCUAUUGCUAGACAUUGUAGAGGUCUCAAUCUGUGAAUGGGGUGUCUGGUCUGUAUUUGUACAUCGCGCAAAUAGUCGUCAAUAAUCUGCAUCACUUGUCGCC
Messenger RNA from Acaromyces ingoldii, 1645 nucleotides. Its product is annotated as SET domain-containing protein. The record is from RefSeq and is a predicted model, not a curated record. Bases 22 to 1521 code for a protein of 499 amino acids. The transcript has 4 exons. Lineage: Eukaryota; Fungi; Basidiomycota; Exobasidiomycetes; Exobasidiales; Cryptobasidiaceae. Gene Ontology annotation, biological process: peptidyl-lysine trimethylation; peptidyl-lysine monomethylation. Gene Ontology annotation, molecular function: protein-lysine N-methyltransferase activity.